CUGUGACUCCUCAUGGCGGGUCUGCAGUCUUCAGCGAGGCCCACCACUUCUUCUUCCUCUGCGGUUUCGACAUCACGCCUCCUCUUACUCCUAACCAUCCUACCCUUGAUCCUCGCUUCCUUUGCCUUCGUCCUGCAAUGGAGGGGUGGUCUUGACGACCCGGUCACCCGUUGGUCUCCCGACCACCAUGAGUUCCCUGGCAUGGGCACUUCCGCUCCUUCCCUUCAGACACAUUCGUCUAGUUCUGAUUGCGUCAACGUUCUCGGUCAGAGCCAUUCGCCCUCCUUCCCCUAUUACCGGGACUGGAAAUUCGAUUAUGGGUCUGAUCUGAGGCCUAAGAUAUGUAUUACGACAAGCACUUCUGCUGGUUUGGAGCAGACUUUGCCUUGGAUCUUCUAUCAUAAGGUUAUUGGUGUUUCAACCUUUUUCCUUUUUGUGGAGGGGAAAGCUGCGUCGCCAAAUGUGUCUAGAGUUUUAGAAAGCAUUCCGGGGGUAAAAGUCAUAUACAGAACAAGAGAAUUAGAGGAGCAACAAGCUAAAAGCCGGAUAUGGAAUGAAUCUUGGUUGGCAAGCUUCUUCUACAAGCCUUGUAAUUAUGAGUUGUUUGUGAAGCAAUCUUUAAACAUGGAAAUGGCUAUUAUCAUGGCAAGGGAUUAUGGCAUGGACUGGAUCCUCCAUCUUGACACUGAUGAGCUGAUACAUCCAGCAGGAACACAAGAGUAUUCUCUAAGACAGCUGUUGUCUGAUGUGCCUGGGAAUGUUGACAUGGUUAUUUUCCCAAAUUAUGAGAGCAGUGUUGAGCGAGAUGAUAUCAAGGAGCCUUUCAGCGAGGUCUCAAUGUUCAAGAAGAACUAUGAUCAUCUUCCAAAGGAUGUUUACUUUGGAAAUUACAAAGAAGCAACCCGUGGUAACCCAAACUAUUUCCUCACUUAUGGAAAUGGGAAAGCAGCUGCUAGGAUUCAGGAUCAUCUACGUCCUAAUGGUGCACACAGAUGGCACAAUUAUAUGAAGACGCCAAAUGAGAUCAAGUUGGAUGAAGCUGCUGUUUUGCAUUACACCUACCCCAAAUUUUCUGAUUUGACUUCAAGGCGAGAUCGGUGUGGCUGCAAACCUACAAAAGAAGAUGUUAAAAGAUGCUUUAUGUUGGAAUUUGAUAGAGCCGCUUUUAUAAUUGCUUCUACUGCAACUGAGGAAGAAAUGCGUCUAUGGUAUCGAGAACGCAUUGUGUGGACUGAUAGGACGCUUAACUUGAAACUUUUGAGGAAGGGCAUCUUGACUCGCAUUUAUGCUCCCAUGGUUAUCAUUCAAAGUUUGAGGGAGUCUGGCGUCUUCAGCUCUGUAAUUGCAAAAGCCUCUCAAGCAACUAUAACAAAAGACAAUUUCUUAAAAUCUGUUGAGAGCAGCAAUUCAUCUAGGACAACCACAUCAGGGAUGAUUUCUUCGAGAAAAAUUGGCGCUGGUGGCGAAUCCCAAGCAGCUGCAAGGAGGGUCUUGGAAUUCCUAGAUGACUCCCAUCCCUCUGCCAUACCACCAUUACCUUCACCUGGCCCUGAGAUAAUUUGACAUCAUCGCGUAUUAGUUUUAUCAUUCUGACUCCUUGCCAUCACCAGAAUUUACUGUAAAGACGGGUCAGAGACUAGGAUUGUGGCAAGCAUUGAAUAUGAAAAUGAUAGAAGCAUUUCUUCUGGCUGGAUGUUCCGGUUUUUUUGGAUUCACGGGGUUUUUCCCGAUCAUUAUCCAAGCGCUAGUGUAAAUUUGGGGUUCAGAUUAUAGGCAUUGUAGAGGAAACAUACAGAGCAGAUUUUUCUAUAACACCUUCAUGAUUCUUUAUUUUCCAACCUUCCAAUUGGUCUCCUCAUCGUUUCUCGCCCUCUUAUUUUUCCAGUUGUAUUGGCAAAUACUGUCUUACAGUAUUUGUUUAUCAUACACAUUGAGAGAGAGAGAGAGGAUACUGCACAGGUGCUUAAGAUUUUCUAACCUGGUUGGAUUGGAUGAAGAGCACAAUAAAAAUUGUGUAUUACUAAUUUUCUGCUUUUUGA
Messenger RNA from Neltuma alba, 2039 nucleotides. RefSeq names its product glycosyltransferase-like At2g41451. The record is from RefSeq and is a predicted model, not a curated record. NCBI's taxonomy places the organism in Eukaryota, Viridiplantae, Streptophyta, Magnoliopsida, Fabales, Fabaceae. Gene Ontology annotation, biological process: response to abscisic acid; cellulose biosynthetic process. The transcript has 11 exons. Bases 13 to 1563 code for a protein of 516 amino acids.